This is a messenger RNA of Patella vulgata (common limpet), 2027 nucleotides long. RefSeq names its product neuropeptide receptor 15. The record is from RefSeq and is a predicted model, not a curated record. Gene Ontology annotation, molecular function: G protein-coupled receptor activity. NCBI's taxonomy places the organism in Eukaryota, Metazoa, Mollusca, Gastropoda, Patellidae. Gene Ontology annotation, cellular component: membrane. The transcript is spliced from 2 exons. Gene Ontology annotation, biological process: G protein-coupled receptor signaling pathway. The coding region runs from base 491 to 1693 and encodes 400 amino acids.
CAGAUCGUUCUGUAUGACGAGUGGCGUUCAACGACGGGGUAUAGUUUUAUAUAUGUGUAUAUAUAAGCAGACACUUCUUCAUUCAUAGAACAGUGAUCACAUCGUCAUAUCGAUCACACCGUAUUGUAAACACAGUUGGUUGGCUGGAAAAACAUCGACUAUAUAUAAAUAUAUGCAUAUUAUACUCUACUGAUUUAAUUCACUUUUACUCUUUUCAGAAUAAGUGGAAAUUAGUCAAAAGGCUAAAAAUUUCGGAAUGACGGAAAUUCUCUACGGGGGUGCCAGAAACUGUUUAUUUGUUAACCUAGAAGCGUUGAUUAACUGAAAAGUUAGAAAAACUUUUGGCGAAAUCAUCUUAAGUCUUGAAUGAUAUAUUCCCAAUGGGAACUGGAUCAAGAUACAAUUAGUAAGUUGACUAUAUCUAGGAGAAGUGAGCGGUGUUAUUUAGCUAAUUGCGGUCUCUUUGGAGUUCUAUCUAUAAUCAGUGAAGAUGGAUGGCUUGGUUGACGGCGGUUUAUCUGGUGACAGUCAUUCAGUGUUGGCCUUAACAUCUCAGGCGAUAAACUUGACUCUUAACCUGCCGCUGGCGAAUAACAGGACACCCGAGGUGGAAGAAAAUCCGAUGGUCUCGACCAGCUAUAUCGCUAUUUUUUCAACUUUAUUUUGUGUUGUGGGGUUUGUCGGAAUUAUCGGCAACUUUAUGGUCAUUUACAUCAUUCUAGCGGAUCGAAAAAUGCGAAAAUCUGUGACAAAUAUGCUUAUUCUGAACUUGGCAAUUGCUGAUUCAAUAAUCAUGUUAUUUGGAGUUCCCGAAAUUGUACUAUUCAUGCUUAAUAGGGGCUGGCUGAUGGGAUUGGUUAUGUGUAAAUUACAGAGGACCCUACUCGUCUGUGGUCUGUAUUCCUCAGUGUUAACCCUUGUUGCGGUCUGUGUUGAAAGAUACAUCGCCAUCGUGUUUCCGAUACGAGCUCACUUAUUGUGUACCAAAAAGAGAACAUUCGUGGUCAUUGUUAUCAUUUGGUUUUUGUCUCUGUGGUGUGGAAUUCCAACCGCCAUGUUUAAUACAGUGGCGCCACCUGCCCGCAACGUGACAGUGGAAUUUUGUACGACGCAAUUUCCGCAUAAUCCUGCAGAGUACAUGAAGUUAUUUAAAUUCUCCGAAUCUGUUUUUUUCUACUUCGGGCCAUUGUUGGUACAGCUGGUCUGCUACAUCGUCAUCGGUAAACGACUUUUUGUUGGCGUAGAGUUGUUGCAUCGUAACGCGACUGUGCGCUGUAGAAACGGAACCAACCACAACAGUAGAAAUCGGGAACGGACGUCUGAAGCUAUACGUGCUCGUAAGGGUGUAGUGAAAAUGUUAAUAGCAAGUGUUAUCAUAUAUUUCUUAAGCUACUCUCCUCAUCAAAUUUUACUUUUCUAUAACACAUUUUCCCAACACCCCUUCCAUCAUUCGUGGCUUCUUGUAGUGAUAACAAAUACUCUGGCUUAUAUUAACUCCGCGGCCAAUCCUAUAUUAUAUUGUGUAUUCAGUGAAAAUUUCAGACUUAAAUUCCGUAAACUGUUACGUUGUGUUACAUGUUGGAAGGAUGACCUGGACCGAUCAAGAGUAAUCAGCAUGGCGUCGUACACAGAACACACAACUCUAUUACUCAGACGUUCUGUUCGUCGUGGUGUGCCGCCUAGUGCCGUUUGAUCCCGGAUGUUUUUUUUAAUGUAUUUAUUAAAUGCUUCACGUGUCUGGUGCAGUCUAUGUGAUAUAUACGUCAGUUAAUCUAUUUGAUGUUACAUAUUAAAGGCAGUAUUACCGCUCCUUGUAUUUGAUAGUGCCUGACCGAAACCUACGGCACCUUCUAGCCUACUCCGUGAGAGAUUUCUGUCAAAUAAAUAAAGCGCUGAAUUGUUAUUCCGUACCUUUUGUCGAUUCUUGUUGUGGUAUUUAAUUAGUGUAACAUUCUUAUUCAUUAUUUUCAUUGCUCCAAAUGUAUCAAACCAUAUAUUAUAAAAAUUGAAAUACUUCAGACUUUAGG